Messenger RNA from Penicillium macrosclerotiorum, 1374 nucleotides. RefSeq lists its product as uncharacterized. The record is from RefSeq and is a predicted model, not a curated record. The coding region runs from base 1 to 1374 and encodes 457 amino acids. The transcript is spliced from 2 exons. NCBI's taxonomy places the organism in Eukaryota, Fungi, Ascomycota, Eurotiomycetes, Eurotiales, Aspergillaceae.
AUGGGCAUGUACUAUGCUGCUUUGAAUGUUUCCACACCAGCAUUUCAACAGUUUUUGGGCUGCUAUCAGUCAAUAGAUGGCCGUUCCUUCGAUUUGGGCAGUCAUAGCUGGAUAAUCGAAGCACUUUCCGAGGCAAUCUCAUCUGCCCUUUUGCGAGACCCAACUUGGAUACCAGAUUCCUUCUCGGAGACCUCACAGCCUACGUUGAAUGAUAUUGUACACGAGGUGGAAAUAAAAAAUCGUCCAGCCUGGACGACGUAUCUGCACCUACUAUCGACCCUCCGGAGUCGACAAACAUUACUCAAAUCUUGGGUUGAAUUCUUGGACACAUUCUCAUUUACAAACCAAACACAUUGCCAUUUGGCUUAUAGUGUGAUCGUGUCCUUGAUCCGGUCAGGGCAAUCUGGGAAGGCAGCCAAGUACCUAGAGGAGGUUUCCCAGCGCUGUGGCGAUAACUUACCAUUCAUUUCAUCGCUCCCAAGCCUUCGGGUUUUGGUCGAUGAUCCAAUUAUCGCAGAGACUUUACCAAGCUUGGUACAGGGCACUGAUUAUGAGUUGUUACUCGAGACCUGCCUUGGAAAUAUUGAACAACGCCUUGGUAUUCAAUGGCAAGAUGUCCCAUCAUCCCCGAACAAGGGCCAGGCGCAUAUCAGUGUCACCGCCGGCUCCCAGUGGAUGGUCUUCGAUGAACAACCUUUAUUAACCAUUGAUGGCGACUGUGCGGGAUAUGAUGACCCCAGUCGCCUAUACCCCGAAAUCCAAGCUCGCGGCUGCUCAAAGUCCCGAAAAGAUUUGCACCAAAUUGUGGAUCUGUUGAACGAGUACGAUGGAACUGCACAGCCAGUAACAGUAAAGUUAGAUCACUCAAGAAUUGGUCUAUCUCCGUCCAUUUCUCUGCACGAGUUUCAAUGGUGCCCCCAGCACUCACCUCUUGAAUUCUCAGACUCGCCUCUUUCUCUUCUGGCCGAUGACCGUCAUGCAGGCCGGACAUCCACAGCCCUCGGGUUACUUCGGGCUCGCGCCAUGGCCAACGGUGUGCCGCAGGAUGAACACCGGUCCUUACAUUUAAUGCAACUGGGAACCCUCAGCAUGCGAGACGGGCCAGGCGAGAAAUGGCUACCAUCAGGGUAUAUUGUGGCAUGGGACCGACGAUUAGGCGAGAUGAUCGCUCUGUAUGUGGGGAAGAGCCACGGCGUUAUUGACAAUGGGCCCACUCCACCAAAUCCUCCAUUUGGUGCUGUGCUGGACAUCCGGUCCACCAUGAUGCCCAAUGCUCAGCAGUGGGGUGCGGAUCAGCGUUCUCGGAGUCUAGCGAACUCAUAUUAUUUGGACAUCGAUCCAAGUCCGGAUUUGGAGCACUUGGAUCCUCGAUAG